ACUUCAAGAAGACCCCCCAACUGGCGUGAGUGGUGCUCCAUCAGAGAAUAACAUCAUGGUGUGGAAUGCGGUUAUUUUUGGGUGAGUGUUCUAAAGCCACCCCUCUUAUUGUGCCAGUGUGGUCAUCCUGGCAUGGGCAUCAGGACCAUACGGAUGAGGUGGAUAUGGGCAAAUUGAGCUGUGGUUUACGCUACAGUCAGAGAGGGAGGCAGAGGGGUGUGUUGGCUGGGGGUUAGUUUAGAUGGUGACAUGUAGUUGUUGAACUGUGGAGGCUAGUAGCCACAUAUAAAGUUAUUUUGUUGAUUGGAAAUGAGAGCAUUUGUAUCUGAUACCAGGAAUGUAUUGCAUAGUCAUACUCAUUAUUUGUAUUAAUUAGGAUCCUCGCAGUUACUCUUCCUGGGGUCCAAACAGGAUUAAAACAACCAUCACAACAAAACGUAACAGCCACAUCAUACAUUAAUUAAACUUCUUUGUAAUGCGAUGUGCUAUUAAGUCUAUCAAAAUUAUAUUUGUUAUAAGGAGGGUGUAAAUGGCAUUUCCAGGUGAACAAAUGUGAGAGCAGUCGUUGAUCAUAUCAAUCAGAAUAAUUUCAAUGUAUUACAAUAUUUCAGGGAGAACAUCUCCAGAGCAGAAGCCAUGACAAAUGUCUAAUUCGCCUUCUUUAAAGGAAUACUUUGGGAUUUUGGCAAUUAUCUACUUCUCCAGAGUCAGAUGAACUCGUGGAUACCAUUUUUGUGUCUCUGCGUGCAGUUUGAAGGCAGUUGCUUCCAGUCAUUGCGCUAAUGCUAAUUAGCAUUGACUCACAAAACUACCUCCAUCUUCCUUCAUACUGGACACAGAGACAUAAUUGUAUCCACGAGUUCAUCCGACUCACCCGAAGUAUCCCUUUAUGCAGGCCCUUCAAACUGCACCCAGAGACACAAGUACUAAGUCAUGUUUUGCAGAGGGGUCAAAUACUUAUUUCCCUCAUUAAAAUGCAAAUCAAUUUAUAACAUUUUUGACAUGCGUUUUUCUGGAUUUUGUUGUUGUUAUUCUGUCUUUCACUGUUCAAAUAAACCUACCAUUAAAAUUAUAGACUGAUCAUUUCUUUGUCAGUGGGCAAACGUACAAAAUCAGCAGGGGAUCAAAUACAUUUUCCCCUCACCGUUAAAUAAUUAACUAUAUUUAUCUGAAAUAUUGUGGUCUUGUGUGGCAAUAUGUUUAUUUAGGUAGUUGGGGUCUAAUUACUAGAUAUGUUAGCCUGUUACAGUACAAGUAAUUUUUCCUCUAUUUGCAGGCCUGUGGGUACACCAUUUGAGGAUGGUAAGUUAACCAUUCUUUCUAAAUCAGUUUGAGUUAGCCUACAGUAAUGUAAAUCAUCAGUUUAUCAUAACAUUACUUUAACCCAUGAACUGGUUGAAAACAAUGAACUUGGCUUUCAUACUUUUUCCAAUCAUGCUAGCCAAGAGCAAAGACAGUCUUGGUAUUCUAAAGUGUGAUCAAUUUGAACAGGUUCAUGACUCCGCUGCCUUAAAUUAUGCUGUGGAAUAUGGAGAAAGUGCUGAGUCAGCCUUCAUAUUCAGGCUUAUAUUAGUCAUGUCACAGACUAUUAGCUGUAUGGCGGACCAUUUUUUUUCUCCACUCCAUAAAGGAUUAGUUUGAUUAAUGAGGAACAGAUUAUAUUUUUAGUAACACUAAUUGUCUCUCUCUCCGCAGGAACUUUUAAGCUUGUGAUAGAAUUUUCAGAAGAGUACCCUAACAAGCCACCCACGGUUCGAUUCAUCUCCAAAAUGUUUCACCCAAAUGGUAAGAGAGUCCCUAUGGACUCAAAUUGUCAAAGACUCCAGCCACCCUAGUCAUAGACUGUUCUCUCUGCUACCGCACGGCAAGCGGUACCAGAGUGCCAAGUCUAGGUCCAAAAGACUUCUUAACAGCUUCUACCCCCAAGCCAUAAGACUCCUGAACAGCUAAUCAUGGCUACCCAGACUAUUUGCACUGCCCCCCCACCCCAUCUUUUUACGCUGCUGCUACUCUGUUAAUUAUUUAUGCAUAGUCACUUUAACUCUACCCACAUGUACAUAUUACUUCAACUACCUCAACUAGCCAGUGCCCCCGCACAUUAACUCUGCAACGGUACCCCCCUGUAUAUAUAGCCUCCCUACUGUUAUUUUAUUUUACUUCUGCUCUUUUUUUUCUCAACACUUUUUUUGUUUGUCUUAUUUUACUUUUUUUAUUAAAAAUAAAUGCACUGUUGGUUAAGGGCUGUAAGUAAGCAUUUCACUGUAAUGUCUGCACCUGUUGUAUUCGGCGCAUGUGGCCAAUAAAAUUUGAUUUGAUUUGGACACAUUUGAGAUGUCCUAAAUACUUUAGCCAUGUUGUUGAUGCGAAAGUGAACUUGGUAUCAACUUUUCAGCAUUUACAGUUGAAGUUGGAAGUUUACAUACACCUUAGCCAAAUACAUUUAAACUCAGUUUUUCACAAUUCCUGACAUUUAAUCCUACUAAAAAUGUAUUGUCUUAGGUCAGUUAGGAUCACCACUUUAUUUUAAGAAUGUGAAAUGUCAGAAUAAUAGUAGAGAGAUUUAUUUCAGCUUUUAUUUCUUUCAUCACAUUCCCAGUGGGUCAGAAAUUUACAUACACUCAAUCAGUAUUUGGUAGCAUUGCCUUUAAAUUGUUUAAUUUGAGUCAAACGUUUCGUCUAGCCUUCCACGUGGUCCUCUGUAGCUCAGCUGGUAGAGCACGGCGCUUGUAACGCCAAGGUAGUGGGUUCGAUCCCCGGGACCACCCAUACACAAAAAUGUAUGCACGCAUGACUGUAAGUCGCUUUGGAUAAAAGCGUCUGCUAAAUGGCAUAUUAUUAUUAUUAUUACAAGCUUCCCACAAUAAGUUGGGUGAAUUUUUGCCCAUUCCCCCUGACAGAGCUGGUGUAACUGAGUCAGGUUUGUAGGCCUCCUUGCUCGCACACGCUUUUUCAAUUCUGCCCACAAAUUUUCUAUAGGAUUGAGGUCAGGGCUUUGUGAUGGCCACUCCAAUACCUUUGUUGUCCUUAAGCCAUUUUGCCACAACUUUGGAAGUAUGCUUGGGGUCAUUGUCUAUUUGGAAGACCCAUUUGCAACCAAGCUUUAACUUCCUGACUGAUGUCUUGAGACGUUGCUUCAAUAUAUCCACAUAAUUUUCCUUCCUCAUGAUGACAUCUAGCUCAGUUGGUAGAGCAUGGCGUUUGCAACGCCAGGGGUGUGGGUUCGCUUCCCACGGGGGGCCAGUAUGAAAAUAAAAAAGAAUAAUGUAUGCACUAACUGUAAGUCGCUCUGGAUAAGAGCGUCUGCUAAAUGACGUAAAUGUAAAUUUUAAAUAAAGCACCAGUCCCUCCUGCAGCAAAGCACCCCCACAGCAUGAUGCUGCCACCCCGUGCUUCACGGUUGGGAUGGUGUUCUCCGGCUUGCAAGCCACCCACUUUUUCCUCCAAACAUAACGAUGGUCAUUAUGGCCAAACAGUUCUAUUUUUGUUUCAUCAGACCAGAGGACAUUUCUCCAAAAAGUACGAUCUUUGUCCCCAUGUGCAGUUGCAAACCGUAGUCUGGCUUUUGUAUGGCGGUUUUGGAGCAGUGGCUUCUUCCUUCCUGAGCGGCCUUUCAGGUUAUGUCGAUAUAGGACUCGUUUUACUGUGGAUAUAGAUACUUUUGUACCUGUUUCCUCCAGCAUCUUCACAAGGUCCUUUGCUGUUAUUCUGGGAUUUAUUUGCAUUUUUCGCACCAAAGUACGUUCAUUUCUAGGAGACAGAACGCGUCUACUUCCUGAGCGGUAUGACGGCUGCGUGGUCCCAUGUUGUUUAUACUUGCGUACUACUGUUUGUACAGAUUAACGUGGUACCUUCAGGUGUUUGGAAAUUGCUCCCAAGGAUGAACCAGACUUGUGGAGGUCGACAAUUUUUUUUCUGAGGUCUUGGCUGAUUUCUUUUGAUUUUCCCAUGAUGUCAAGCAAAGAGGUACUGAGUUUGAAGGUAAGCCUUGAAAUACAUCCACAGGUAUACCUCCAAUUGACUCAAAUGAUGUCAAUUAGCCUAUCAGAAGCUUCUAAAGCCAUGACAUCAUUUUCUGGAAUUUUCCAAGCUGUUUAAAGGCCCAGUCAACUUAGUGUAUGUAAACUUCUGACCCACUGGAAUUGUGAUAUAGUGAAUUAUAAGUUAAAUAAUCUGUCUGUAAACAAUUGUUGGAAAACUUACGUGUCAUGCACAAAGUAGAUGUCCUAACCGACUUGCCAAAACUAGUUUGUUAACAAGAAAUGUGUGGAGUGGUUGAAAAACGAGUUUUAAUGACUCCAACCAAAGUGUAUGUAAACUUCCGACUUCCACUGUAGCUCUUCCAGUGAGUAAGCUAUUCUGUUUCAUGUGAUUGUGUAUAAAUCUUUAUUUGAAAUGAAAACAAUCAUUUUGAUCUUGUAGUCUAUGCAGAUGGAAGUAUAUGUCUAGACAUCCUUCAGAAUCGUUGGAGCCCCACAUAUGAUGUGUCUUCCAUUUUGACGUCUAUCCAGGUAGGUUUGUAAUCCGUCUCUCCUCCAUCAGUCUGACAUCAUGAUAGACUACUUUGUCUGUGUGUCUGUAUUUUACAAAUGUAACACAGUUUCUUUAUGUAGUGUACUUCAUUUCUGUUUUGCAGUAUGUUCUGUAUAACCUUGGUUGUACCUUUGUUGGAAUGUAGCAUUGUGGUGUUAUUUCUGCUCCUGGAUAUACUGUACAUAACAAGACUCUGACUCAAGUCACCUUACUGAAAGUGUAGGGUCGAAGAACUACACACGUUCAUACCGGUACAUUCAAUCUCUUUGUGUUCACAGUCCCUGUUGGAUGAGCCGAAUCCUAACAGUCCAGCCAACAGCCAGGCUGCACAGCUUUAUCAAGAAAACAAGCGGGAGUACGAGAAGAGAGUUUCUGCCAUCGUGGAGCAGAGCUGGGUAGACUCC
Molecule: messenger RNA, 4934 nt
Organism: Coregonus sp. 'balchen'
Lineage: Eukaryota; Metazoa; Chordata; Actinopteri; Salmoniformes; Salmonidae
Source: the annotation of a GenBank genome assembly